AUGAAAUUCCCGGGCUCAGUCCUCAUCUCUCUCGUCCUCUUCAUGUCCGAGACAGCGGCCGCGCUGUGCCUGAGCACGGACUACCACGACACGGGGAACCGCAUGUGGCAGACGCUGACGCUGCUCUUCGCCCUCUUUCCUUGCGCGCUGGUGCAGCUCAGCCUGGUCUUCAUCCACCGCGACGUGAGCCGCGACCGCCCGCUGGUGCUGCUGCUGCACCUGCUGCAGCUGGGGCCGCUCGUCAGGUGUGUGGAAGCCCUUUAUAUUUACUUCCGUGCUGGCAGAGUUGAAGAUCCCUAUGUCAGCAUUACAAAGAAGAGGCAGAUGCCCAAGGAUGGGUACUCAGAAGAAGUAGAGAAGGAAGUGGGACAGGCUGAAGGCAAGCUGCGCACACACAGGUCUGCCUUCAGCAGGGCCUCCGUCAUCCAGGCCUUCCUCGGCUCAGCGCCCCAGCUCACGCUCCAGCUCUACAUCUGUGUCCUGCAGCAGGAGGUCACGGUGGCCAGAAGUGUUUUUAUGGUUCUCUCUCUCCUGUCGAUCGUUUACGGCGCCUUACGCUGCAACAUCCUGGCCAUUAAGAUAAAGUACGACGAUUACAAUGUCCGUGUGAAACCUGCUGCCUACCUCUGCAUAUUCAUGUGGAGGAGCUUUGAGAUCGCCACACGAGUCACAGUGCUGGUGCUUUUCGGUUCAGUCCUUCAAAUCUGGGUUUUCGCCGUCGUGCUAGUGAAUUUCUUAGGUUUCUUCCUCUACCCCUGGAUUCUCUUCUGGCUUAGCAAGUCGCCAUUUCCUGAGAACAUAGAGAAGGAAUUGAGCAGGUUGGGCACUACCAUUGUCCUGUGCCUUCUCACGUUCCUGUAUGCUGGCAUUAACAUGUUCUGCUGGUCGGCAGCGCAGGUGGAGCUCAGCGACCCCGACCUGAUCAGCAAAUCGCAGAACUGGUACCGCAUGACCGUGUACUACAUCGUGCGGCUGAUGGAGAACGCCUUCCUCCUGCUGAUGUGGUACGUCUACAGAACAGACUUCUACCUCUAUGUCUGUGCCCCAAUGUUGUUCCUGCAGCUCCUGAUAGGUUACUGCAUGGGCAUCUUCUUCAUGUUGGUGUUCUACCAGUUCUGUCACCCGUGCAAAAAACUUUUCUCCUCCAGCAUUACUGAAGCUUUGCUGUCCUGUUUCAAGAUCCUCUACUUUAUUUGCCAGCAUCACAAAUCCACUCUGCUGACAGGCAAGGUGGUGAUGAAAUCUGAAAAUACUGAUGAAGCACGGGGUAGUAGCAAGACAAUAGAUUCUCAAAACAGGAAUACUCAUCAAAGUGUUUCUUCUAAUGCCUAGUACAACUGGAAGCAAGUAGGUGCCUUUGGAAGGUGGCAUAUCACCUGCUGGGAGCAUUGUGUAUCUUAGACAUUGUGUCUUGUGGGUAGGAUUUCUUUCUUGCAGAUGUAGCACUGCAUGAUGGCUGACAUGCCUGUUUUUGUGGAGAGCAGUGUAUGAGUAUUUGUGUUUGUGUAUGGAGAGCAAUCGUUGUUUGUAGAUUUCUAUUUCAGAGCCUUUUUGCACAUGGGUUUAUUGUCACAUGCUUAUUUUAAGUCAUUAUUGGAGACAUCAUUCAGAAACUGUCCUGAUGCUCACCUUACUCAGGAAGUCUGAGGAUGGAAGGCAAUGACUUUUAUUUCAGGAUGUCCCAUGGCAUGCCACCCUAGCAUGGAAACAGAGCUUAGACCUGGA
Molecule: messenger RNA, 1725 nt
Organism: Camarhynchus parvulus
Lineage: Eukaryota; Metazoa; Chordata; Aves; Passeriformes; Thraupidae
Gene: XK
Product: X-linked Kx blood group
Exons: 3
Coding region: 1-1332 (443 amino acids)
Cellular component (GO): membrane
Source: RefSeq, a predicted model, not a curated record